AUGGUAGUACUACCCGACAUUAUCCAAACCUUUGGACCGUCUAUUCUCUCUUCCCAAGCCAUCAAGAUGAACACCGUGAUCGACAUCGCCGCCAUCGUCGCCGGAAUCGUCGAGAAGGCCCGACGACAGGAACAAUGGAUGGCACGUCUUCAGAAUCUGAAGACGUGUGGAGACCAGGUUCAGGCCGAAUUCGACAGACUGACCUUCUAUGUGAGUUUUUAACGGAAUUUUCAGCAAGAAAUCUUUUUUCAGUUCGAUUUGACGCACAAGAUGAGAGGGAUCAAUAAUUUCACGAGCACCGAUGCCCGGUGGAUGAUUGUGGGUUUUUUUCUUGUUUCUAAACUUUUUUCGAAAAUAUUCAAGUACUGCCUAGCCUUCGACCCAUCUAGUGAGACUUCCAAUACCUUUUUAGCUCCUAGAAACCUUUUGAAUACCUUUGGACAGCGAUUUCUUUCCUAAAAGUCUUCUAGGAUCCUCCAGAACUUUCUGAAAGAAUUUUCAGUUCUAUAAAAGAUACAAGGUCAUUUUUGAAACUUUCAAGAAGCUUAAAAAGACGUCAGAAAGCUUCCAACCCACUUGAACUCCUUGAAAACGUCGGAAUCUUUUCCAGAAUCUCGCUCAGAAGAUCCUCACAACGCUGGACGACGACCUGGUGAUUCUGGAGAAGGAAAUCGCAGACCUGACCCUUCUCCACCGAAGAACCGGCCAGAAGAUCGUCAAAGAGGUCCUGAAAAAGGCGCAUAACAUCCGUUAUGAAUGCCUUCGCCUCUGUGAAGCUUUAGGCCGUUUUCAGCACAACUGCGUGAGUUUUUAUUUUCAUUUUUACUUGCAAUGAAAGGAAUAUUGGAUUGGACCAGAUUCUUUAUUUUUCCUUUGAACCAUCUAAUUUUAAAUCACAUAUUUUAUAGAAGUUCGACAUGUUUUACGCUAUAAUGGUCAAGGAGCUCAAAUACAACGUUGGCUGUCUCCAAUACGCUGUGGAUCAAGUCCCUGACUUGGAGAAAAUCCGUCGUGAAAUCAGGUUUUGACUUAUUUAUGUACUAUUUGAUUAUUCUGAUUAUUAUAAUACUUGUCCUCAAUAAUUUUGGAAAGGGUUCAAGUUAUUUAUAUAUUAUUUCUUCUUCCUCCUGAUUUGUUCUUUUAUUUUAUUCAUCUUAAAUAACUUCAUUCAACUCUCUUACCUUCCCUUCAAGUUAUUGGACUAUUUCUCCAUUCCCAAUGAACAGGUAUUUUGAUUAUUUGACGGUUUCCAUUUUAUUCUUGGUAAGAUUUUCUCCUAUUUUGUCGUAUUAUUAUUAUUAUUUCCAAUUAUGUUGUUGAGCUUAAUAAAUAAUUUAUAUCAUUAAAAUGCUUUGAAAUCAUCAAACGAAAAAAAGUCAAAAUUUAAAAAAGUUCUGAAAAAUUCGGACAUGAGAACUCGAUCAUUUUAGACAGUAGGAAAAUCGUCAAGGUUCAGUUGAAAGAACGUGGGUUUCGGAGAAAUUAGGAUCUCAGGUAAAUAAAAAACAUUUUUCGAUUGGUACCGAAUCCUCUAAUUUAGGACAUCUAGAACUUUAGUUUUCAUUUUUUUUAAAUGUUAACAAAACUUUAAAAAUGAAAAAAAAGUAGUCUGGAGGUCUCAAAAUGGACAUAUUUUGGGGUUCUGUAGGUUUUUAAGGUCUGUACUAAUAGUCUCCAUAGCUUAAGUGGUCCCUAUAGGGGUCUUUAAGUUUCAUUUAAAAAAACGCUUGCGUGGAAAUGCUUUGUUACAGUAGGAAUACUAUCUCUCUCCGUUUUAUUGUAUUCAUGUGUGAGCGAUGCUCUCGGCGUGUAAUUGCUCCGGCAGACACGCCUGUAUCUCACUUGGUUCCCCUGCACGCGUCUUGGCCACACGCGUGUGAGGCUCACGAAUAAAGACUUCAUGACAGUCUGCCUUCAACACGUCUAAAGCUUACACGGAAGAGCCGGUGACCCUUCCGGUGUAACAGCUUCUCCACAGAGAGUACACAAAAUUCUCAAUUAGAAUGCCCCUAUGAGGGCCACUAACUAAAACCCCUAUAGGGACCAUACUGGAGCUUCUAAGGCUCAAAGGCAGUGCUGCCGAGAAGAGCACUUCCCAGUGGGCGGUAGGAUGAUCGCGGGUGGUAUUUUUCGUGUCAGGCUAGAUUUUGGUUGGAUGGGAGAUAGCAGGGAUCACGGACGCUUUUCUGAGGUUUCCUAAGAAAGUUCAGUUAUAGUCUGUGUACCGUGACUUGGAUUUUUACCGAACGACAUUCCGCUGUUCCGCCGGCGCCUUUGCGAAUCCCGGUCGCGCUUUCCGUUUCUUCCUUCAUUCAAAUACUCGCAGUGGAACAAUCCAUCUAUCAGCAAUAAAAAUAGUCUGGAAGGGUGACCUAGAUCCGCAAAGGCGAAGACGCUUCGCGACCGUACGCAGCGGAACGUCGUUCGGUGAAAUUUCAAGUCGUGGCACACAGACUAUACUAGGGAAAUCUUUAUAUCGAGCAUUUUGGUAUAGUCGAUGUGCCACGAGUUGAAAUUUCAUGGAACGACACUCCGUUGUUCUAGUGGUUUUAGUGCGCGCUGUCGCGAAAGGCCUUGCCUUUGCGAAUUUCGGUCGCGCUUUUCAUUUUUUUUCUUUUACUCUGAACCCAGUCGCCAGCUUUCCGCCAAUCUUUCGCCAGCGCGCGCCCCGUCUUUCGCGAGCUGCUGGCGAAAAAAAAAUAUCCAUAGCGCACAGAUUCCCCCUUUCUUCAAUCAUUUUCCUUCUUCCAAUAUUGUUAUUUUUUUAUGUACUAAAAAGAUAUUUUAUCAAUCGUAAAAAAACUUGAUAUCCGACUAGAAAAAAAUUGCGCGCUUUGGGCCGGGCGGACCAUUUUUUCUUGAGGCCCCGCUAAGGCCGGGCCGGGCUUACGAAAUGGACGGGGGGCCGGGAGGGUGACGGGCCGGCCCUCGCACAAGCCUGAUCAGAAACCAUGA
Caenorhabditis auriculariae is the source of this 2955-nucleotide messenger RNA. NCBI's taxonomy places the organism in Eukaryota, Metazoa, Nematoda, Chromadorea, Rhabditida, Rhabditidae. The record is from the annotation of a GenBank genome assembly.